GCGACCGAGUAACCGGUAGGCGGUAACCCACUGAGUCAGUAUUUUCGGCACAAAGAAUAAUCCGCUCGGAAAUUCCCCUGCUUAUUGCUACUGGACUGGCUCACACUGGCCUUUCUCCGUACGAAACGACAGCAUCAGCCACAGCGUACGCGUCGCGUCUAAAUUAUUAGUAAUUCUCCUUUAUUGUGUGACAAAUACUCGAACAGUCUCCGGCGUUAGAGAGAUCAGCUUUUACAUUGCCGGCGAAUCUACAGUGAGGUUGAUCAAAUCUGACGCAACAACCACCACUAAGUAGUAUAAUAGGAGCGGGUUGCAAAAAGAAAACGGAGAGAACAUUGAUCGAGCGUGGGUGGGUGUAAAAGAGAAUGGCUUCAACUGAGGGUCUGGUGCCCAUAACGAGGUCAUUCUUGGCGUCUUACUACGAUAAGUACCUGUUCCCUCCUCUAUCGGAUGAUGUCUCUCGCCUCUCUGCUGAAAUUCGUUCCCUGUCCGGCGAUCUGCUCAAGGAUUCCCCGCCCUCCCAAGGGGAAACAUUAUUGAUACGUGAGUCUGAAAAGCAGCCUCCGCAUAAAAUUGACGAGAAUCUCUGGAAGAAUAGAGAACAAAUUGAAGAGAUCAUAUAUCUGCUGGAAACCUCUAAUUGGCCGACAUCGCUUCAGCAACAGUUGACGGGUGAACAUACUGAACUUGUUUCUCUUCUUUCUCGGCUAAAAGAAAAAUUUGAAAGUAUCUUCAAGCUUUUGGAACAUUUUCAGUCCAGAAAUUCAGAGUUUGUAUUCAAUACAGUUAUGACCUAUAUGCCACAAGAUUUUCGAGGCACGCUAAUAAGGCAACAGAGAGAGCGCUCUGAGAGGAAUAAACAGGCUGAGAUUGAAGCUUUAGUUAAUUCCGGUGGAACUAUACGUGAUAGAUAUGCUCUGCUUUGGAAACAGCAGAUGGAACGAAGGAGACAGUUAGCCCAGCUCGGUUCUGCCACGGGUGUAUAUAAGACCCUUGUGAAGUACUUAGUGGGUGUUCCGCAGGUUUUGCUGGAUUUUAUUCGGCAAAUAAAUGAUGAUCAGGGGCCCAUGGAAGAGCAGCGACAUAGGUAUGGACCACCUUUGUACACCCUUACAACCAUGGUUCUUAACAUACGGCUUUUCCUCCUCCUGUUGUGGGGACACUUUGAGGCUCAAAAAGUACAGGGGAACCAGAUAUCUGUCUUGGAAGCAGCUGUUGAUGUCUAUACCUCUGAAUUUGAAAGAUUUAUAAGUUUUAUUGGGGAAGUUUUUGCAAAUUCCCCCUUUUUUAUUACAGCCGAGGAUGCAGGUGCCCUAGAAGCGAGGAAUAACGAUGACUUCAAGGAAAUAAACAUACCCGCUGGCAAAAUUUAUGAGGUUUCAUUGUCAGUGGAUUCUAUAAAUUCGUACAUUGGUUGGGACUUCUCAUUGGUUCAAGGUCGAAUGAAUAUGGACAUUGGGUUCAGUGUAGAAUACACAGAUGCGGCUGGACAAAAAACUCUUAUCUUGCCCUAUGGCCGAUAUGAAUCUGACCAAGGUAACUUCUGCACAUGCAUGGCUGGGAACUACAGGCUUGUCUGGGAUAAUUCGUUCUCAGCAUUUUUCGGGAAGGUUCUGCGUUACAAAGUUGACUGUAUUCCUCCAGUUGUGGAGCCGGUUAGCAGCUGAUCAAAUGGAAGAAUGAGAACGAUUCUAUAUGUUGAUUGAUCAAAAUAUAUUUGUCAAGUUUGUUCGUAUUAAUUUUUCACUCAACAGGCCGUCUGACCCUCCCUCCUCACCUUGAACAAAGCAGAAUGGAAGAAAUUUAAAUACUCUGGAGUUUGAAAAACUUUGCAAACAUAAUUAAUUCUUUAGAGUUAAACGAGGAAGCUUGGGACGUGGGUCUCUCUCUCA
This is a messenger RNA of Coffea eugenioides, 1892 nucleotides long. RefSeq lists its product as uncharacterized. Lineage: Eukaryota; Viridiplantae; Streptophyta; Magnoliopsida; Gentianales; Rubiaceae. The record is from RefSeq and is a predicted model, not a curated record. The coding region runs from base 366 to 1667 and encodes 433 amino acids. The transcript is spliced from 15 exons.